AUGAGCAUUUUAAGGUUUGACAGGCAAAUUAAAGACGAUAAAAAAAGAAACUCCUCUCCUACAUUUGGAAGCCGCGUGGCUAAUAUUCGCCAAAUUAAAGAAAACAUAGUUUGCGAGCACUGUCACAAACCUGGACAUAAGGGGGGUGACUGUUUUAGGAAAGCGGUAUGCGACUACUGUCAAAAACAGGGCCACACGGAGGGUAAAUGUUUUAAAAGGAGGCAAGAUAAUUCAAAUAAAUCUGGUCGAACCUCUCCAAAUAAUUCAAAAUCUCAAACAAAAACGGGAUAUAAAAGUCCGAAAAAAUGUUCCUAUUGUAAGAACUUAGGACAUAUAAUAUUUGACUGUCUAAAGUUAAAGUACCAAUUGGAAAAAAGGAGUCAGGGAAACGGGGUGAGGGGAACGAUGAACGACGCUCGUCGCUCUCCGUCACCAAAACAGCGUCCACAAAGUCCGAAUCCGUAA
Polistes canadensis is the source of this 465-nucleotide messenger RNA. RefSeq names its product zinc finger protein GIS2-like. The transcript has a single exon. Bases 1 to 465 code for a protein of 154 amino acids. The record is from RefSeq and is a predicted model, not a curated record. Gene Ontology annotation, molecular function: nucleic acid binding; zinc ion binding. NCBI's taxonomy places the organism in Eukaryota, Metazoa, Arthropoda, Insecta, Hymenoptera, Vespidae.